Molecule: messenger RNA, 6720 nt
Organism: Gasterosteus aculeatus aculeatus (three-spined stickleback)
Lineage: Eukaryota; Metazoa; Chordata; Actinopteri; Perciformes; Gasterosteidae
Gene: pvrl2l
Product: PVR cell adhesion molecule related 2 like
Source: RefSeq, a predicted model, not a curated record
UUACCUGUCCGGCCCCUUUCUUCUUCUUCUUCUUCGUCCAGUGAAAGUCGGACGGAGGAAGUGAACGCGCUCCUGGUCGGAGAGAGACAGCGGACGGACACACCGGCAACGACAAGCCGCAACUUGCAGAUUCCCGCCCCGGCCCAGUCUGCGCUCCACUCCGCAAGUUUCUCGAGUCGAUCCGAGAAGGAAUAACCGAGCUCGCUCCGACACCCGCCAACUCCCCACGCCGCAGAAACAACGCGGCGCAGUGGUGGAUAUUAAGGUCCAGCUCGUGUUCCGCGCGGAAGAAUGGCGAGAGAUCACGCAGCGCGCCGCCCGGUCCCUCCGGGGAGGAACGCUUGGCUGACGGUGGCGAUCUUCCUCGCGGUCCAAGGAACCGGAGCUCAGAAAGUGCGAGUAGAGGACGAGCUGGAGGCGUAUCCCACUGAGUCUGUUGAUCUCCGCUGUGAAUUCAUCGAUAGAGGAGGCCGAACCAAACUCACACAGGUGUCCUGGAUAUGGGAACCCGUCGAUGGUCAACGGGACAACAUCGCCGUAUACCACCCGAUGUACGGACAGAGCUUCCCCAAUGGCUUGUUCAAAGACCGCGUGGUCUUCCUACAUAACAACCUUGAGAACCCGUCCAUAAGGAUCUCUGAGCUAAAGAUGUCGGACGCCGGCCGGUACACCUGCGAGUACGCCACCUACCCUUCUGGGAACGAACAGGGCACGACCAGCCUCGUCAUGCUGGCCAAGCCUAAGAACUCUGCAAACGCCGUGACCGUCCAGGCCGGCCCCCAGUCCGUGGUGGUGGCCCAGUGCGAAGCGGCAGACGGCAAACCAGCAGCCACCAUCAAGUGGACGUCUUCACUCGGAGGGAACCACACAACCAGCACCACCAACGGGCCGGACGGCACGGUGACGGUACGCAGCGAGUACCGGCUGGUCCCCACGCCGGCGGAUAACGGCAGGGAGGUGACCUGCACGGUGGAGCAGAGGACGCACCAGCGGCCGUGGGUUUCCGCUGUCAAGCUUUCGGUGGAGUACCCCCCGUCCGUGUCCAUAGAGGGCUACGACAACAACUGGUACGUGGGCCGCUCGGACGUCGUGCUGGUCUGCAAGGUCGACGGCAACCCCCCGCCCACCGACGUCACCUGGACCGCGGUCUCCGGGGCUCUGCCGGACACGGUGGUGGUGAGCGGCAACAAGUUGACGGUGAGGAAGGUGGACGACGCCGUCAACACCACUUUCAUCUGCGGGGUCAAGAACAUGCGCGGCGCCAGCCAGCACCAGAUCACCACCUACGUCAUCGAUACGGAGCGGCGGAUGACUCCGGGCCCGUCGUCAGGCGCCGUCAUCGGAGGGAUCCUCGGCACACUCGCCGCCAUCGGCAUCACCGUCGCCAUCGUCUUCUACAUCCGCAAGUGCCGGGAGGACGGCGAGGCGCCCCCCAAGCACAAGCCCCCUCCCCCUGUCAAGGCAGGCAGCACAACAGAGAUGCUGAACAAGCCAUCGGAGCCUCCCAUGCCCACAGAGACGGCCCCUCUCAGCCCUGGAGAGGUUUACUACGAGCCCACGGGGGGAGAGCCUGUCACGAACCUGGAUGAGGAGACCAGUGGAGCCCUGAAUGGCGGCGCCCCCCCAGUCCUGCAUGACCCGGUCGGAUACGACAGCGUAAACGAAGUCGCCGCCGAUGGUCAACGCGGCAACAACUUGGAUUCGUCCUACCACGAGCAACCGGCUGCCAACAUCUCCCGUGGCGAGAGCUUUGUAUCUCCCGCCAUGUACGUGUAGCCUUGGCAACCACGGCCACCGCAUUCGCCGCCAUACAGGCACAUUCCAGGUCCCCUAAAUUUGCAUGAAAGGCAAAAGGCAAGCACACUUGUUUCCACACUAAAAGGUUUAAACCCACACACGAUGACAUCCUUCACCAGGCCCAUUUAUUGGGUGUUUUUUGGGACAAAAUGUUUAUCCAUCUCCCCAUGAACACACAGUGAGAAGCAGUGUUUUCAUUUCUCACCACGUGAAAAAUGAAAGUGACUGCUGACAAACAGUAAUGUAAGCAAGGGUAAAAUGUUUUAUUUGUGUUCAUAUCUAUAACUCUUGCAUGCAACUCUGUGCAUACUGUGGUGCUGGAUCCUUCUCAUCAACCAACUCGGGGGGAUUGGAGAUCCCGACAAUCAUCAUUAGAUUUUAAAUACCUGAUACCUGAAAAGUAAAACAUAAAGCACAGUUUUCAAAGCGGUUUGGACAGACACACACAGCAGCGAUGAUAACUGAGAUCACAUGUUCAUUGCGUAUAAGGAGGAGGGAUUUUACAAUAUGUUAAUUACAGGGUUGAGAGGUGUUGCAACACUCCCCUCAGCUAAAUAACCACCAGUGGGCCUGUGGGAUGCAUGCUAAUCUAAAUUUCAGCCAAAUAAUAAACUAGCGAGACAACGGCGUUUCAGUGUGAAAUAUAAUAUGCAGCAUUUUUUUCCAUCUCACAUCCCAAAAUGAGUGUUUUAUUUGAAGAUACCACCCGUGGGCUUUUCUGUUUACAGGUGUGGAAAAUGAUUUGAACAUCUCUAUUUAAGGAUUAAACAUCAGGAUCCUCCUGCAGCCUUGCAAUACUGCGGAAGAAAAAAAAUUACCACCUUUGAAAUCUGUUUAAAGGACUCUUCUUCCACGGUUUGUUUGGUUUUAAUUACACACCCUCUGAAUACGGUCCCAGAAAGGCCGAGGUAUGUUGCCCUCCACGCAGCUUCAAUUAAUCACGCACCAUCUUUGAAAGUAUUUCAGUCCUUUAUCAACUCAAACAAUAGCUCUAGAAAGAAAAUGCAACCUUUUGCUUUUAUUUUCCAGGCUACAGUCGCGUAAAGAAACAUUCCGCUUUAUUAUGUCGUCAAAAAAAGGAAUGUUUUUCCCCGGAGCGACCGGUUGCUCGUUAGCACUAAUGAAGGGGAAGUGACAUUGUUCUGAAGCGCCGUAACCUGGCAACAUUACAUGAUUAAGAUUCCACGACUCAUAAUUGCAAGAGUGUGUGGCUGUGUGUGUUGGGGGGAUGAAACCCGGUUUACAGCAGGGCGCACACACACAAACCACAGGGCUAAAAACAAGCCCGUUUUCAGUCCUCCUAGAAUAAAUUCCAUUAAUAAGGGUGAGAAAACAUCAUGAGGAUUGUAUUUUCAGAGUGUGAAAAUGCUCGGCGCGUAUCAGAAGAAUACUGCCAUUACAGCCAUUUUAUCUAAUUAAAAUGGUCACAUGCUCUGAUAUAUGCACAACAUUUUACAUGUGGAAAAUAUGCGUUCUGCGUUUUUAAUUUUCAAGAAAGAACCACAGGGCAAGAAACAACUAUGCCUGACUGAAUCCAAAUCUCAUAGAUGUCAGAUGGUACCAAAUGAUCAACAACCAGUGUAAAUAGUACUGAUGAUAUUGAUGAAUAAUAUAUUGUUGGUGAAUUGUGUACACAUAAAUAAUUUUACCAGUGUAGGUGUUAUCAGUGCCUCUGUACAGGGGAUGGAAGUUUGUUUAAUGUCACAUUGAGAGGUUAAAAAAAAACACAAAAAAACAAAGUGUAUAUUACUAUUUUAUUUUUCACGGGUAUAUUGAGGUUGUCACUUAAUGCGAAAAUGUUUUAUUUGAAUAUAUGAAAAAAAAAUGAAAUAGUGUGGAUUGUACUCCUGUUCAUAUAACUCUGCAUGGCAUGAUCGGUGGCUUGUUGAAACACUUUUCCCAACGCUGUUUGCAGAAAAAUGUUCUCCAUUCGUAAAAGCAUUUUGAAUGUCCAAAAAACGAACAAGAAUUAUGUUGUUGUUGUUUUUUUUAAUCUCUAUCUCAGUGCAUCUGUCACAUUCACGCAAACCACAAGCACAAGUCCAAUUUCAGUUGAGAGAACGGGAGGGUUUUUUUCUUGCGUGGCGGCUCGGCAGGGUUCCAUUUUUCCGUUUUUUAUGCAGUCAGCAUGGAAUCGUGGUUUCUUGCGGCGCUCAAAGUACAAACAACCCAGAGAGAGAAUUUUUCCUCUCUACUCUAAUCCUGAGCUCCUGCUGGAGGCCUUGAGGUAGAUACCUCGCAUCUGAGGUGUAAUAUUGACAGUCCAUAAUAAAAGAUGCUACUAACCAGAGCCUUUAAUCGACAUGUUAAUACUCCCAACCCGUCACGUACACACACUUAAUCCUUCAUUUAAUCCAAAAUUAAACUACAUCUAUGAAUAAUAUAGAGACGACUUACAAAAUCUACCGGAAUCACAGAGCUAUGCGUUAUGUCACUGCAUCCACUGACAAUGGACACCAUCUUUACCCAGAGCUAGCUGCUAUGUAGCAGCAUGACACCAUGUGGUCUAAGCUAGCAACGCUAAUUCAGCAACACUUGCUAACCUUUGGCCAACAAGCCAAAGACAGUAGACCAAAAGUCUUGUGUGCUGCUGUGAUGUAGCUCAGCCUCCUACACGCAAAAGAAGGCCCGGCUCAUUUUCAUCCACUCAAAAUGCAACGGCCUCUUUGUCUCUGCCUCCCUUAUCCCACUUACACACCUAUUCAUGAAUCAUUUUCCACCCAAUUUGCAAACACCUAUAAAACCUAAAAACUCAAUUUGUGAUUCUUUAUGACACAAUUUUGACACAUUUCCCUCAAAAUGGGAGUCUGAUUUAGAGUUUGUAUUGACGUAACAAUAUCAAGAUUCUUCUAUUGAUUUUUCAACACACACGUAUCUGUUCAUCUCUAACUCUCCCCCUGUGAAUUUACCUACUUAAAUUAAAAUAAAUGAAAAUCAACCAGGUGACUAAAACCGCAGACUUCUGGCUGAAAGCCCUGGAUUUUACUCCCCAACCUGGACUUUGUCACUCUUCAUACUGAUGCUGCGUUCAACCAAAAGCCAAGCGAAUUACUCGCGCGAGUAGAUUCCAUCCAAAGUCAACGCACUGAUGGGAAUGGUUGCGGUUGAAGCAAAUUUUCAACGGGCAGCGCAAAAGGCACGAAAGACACAAACAAGCGAAGCAAAUUUUGCCAAAGUUGAAAAAUUUCAAUCCCCUUACGGAGACAGGCCGCUGAGAUGAGCAAUGCCCCCUUUCAGGCACGAAUGAAGGCGAUUUAACUAUCACUAGUGAGUAAUCUCGCUCGACUAACAUGUGGAAAAAAAUUUGCUUCGCUUUUGGUGUGAAUGCAGCAUUCGUCAGCUGACUUUAUGUUUUUGUCCCAGUCUCGAUCACCUCGGACACCAGCCCUUUGACCCAGGGGAUUCCGCAUUGAAUGAGGUUCUCCAAAUCACCCUAAAAAGUUCAUUGUCAGGGGGCACUUACAUUGGAGAAUGGGAAACGGUUUGUUAAUACGGACAAACAGUCUUAAACAGUAGAAGCAAGUGGAAAAUAAACUAAAUUGGUCAAAUAUUAAAGCAAGAAAACAUUUUUCUCACCACAGCCUUCACAUUUUGCAGUUUUGCACAAAUUGCAAUAUUUUGUUUUUGGGACGUAUGACAAUCAUCUGUUAAUAUUCAAUUGUCGUAGUUAGCAUGCACCAUAAAAAUCGUAACUAACUGAAACGCUUCUAUACGUUUUCUGCAUCCUGAAAAGAAACAAAUUUGUCUCAUGCUAAUGUGUAUGUUAUGUUGUUGCUUUGACUGGUUCUCGUCUAUAAUGUUCACUGAAUCUGCAGUAUGAAUUUGGCACAGGUGCAGGGCUAAUAGAUACGAUAGCCACUGUAAACAAGGUACUCGUUGUGGUUAAAGGGAAUGUUUGCAUGGUGCAUGGACCAAUGGCAUCUAAGUCCCCAGUUGUGCGAGAUUCCAACCACCAUGACAAGUACAUGGCUUUCUGCCUGGCUUAAAUGGCGCAGUGUCGGACAAUCAGGUAUGAUGUGUUUCACAGAAAUAAAGAUGUCAUGAAGCAGAAUCAAAUGACAUAGACACUUUUUUUCAAAUGAAUUAUUAUUUAUUUUUUUGGUGCAUUGUUGGAUGCUGUGAUUAAGGAAAAAGGGAAAGACAUUAUUACACAGAAAUUGUUUAGUAUUUCAGUUUCAGCUCGUUCAGUUUUGCCCAGAACCUUCGCCAUCUAAUAGAGCUCCUUCAUUCGGAGGUAUCUGGAAUUACAAUCUAGACAUCACCGGGAGUGCUGUCAGCGAGCUGUCAACAAAAACGGAAAUUGCUCAGAGAUAUCGGUUUCAAGUCUGCUUACGGGCAGUACUGCUUGAGUCAUCACUUCUAAGAGGGUAGGAAGCGGGGAGAUCUAUGAUUUCAAAGUAGCUCUUACAUCGAGGGCCCCGUGUCCUUCUCGUCUGCACGAGCUGCAGGGCUGCAUUUCGGGGGCUUUGCUCCAUCCCCGCGUCCCCCGUUCCGGGUCCAAUGCCAGAAACACAAGCUGUCCCCAAUAACGAAUCUGUCCCUUCUCUCUUUGUUUUAACCCCCCCGCACACACACCUCACCGUUCUCUCCCUUUCAACCAUUGUCAUCACAGCUUCUCAUCACAGAGCCAGACGUGCCUUCUUUAUGUUAUUUUUAGCUUUUCAGUUUUCACUUCUCGUGCUGACAGAACAACAGAUCAUGAAGUGGGGAAGCACACAAUGGGUUAGACGUCGAUGAUGGCAAUGCUAGAAAAAAACAAACGCUCACACACUGGAGAUGUAAACAGAUUUUGUGUCUAUUGAUUUUCUUUCAUUUGUUUUGUUUUAUCGUAGGUGGAUUAUAAUUUUGUAUGCUUUAUGGGAACCCUAUUGUACAUGUUUUACAGAUCAUUGUCUUGUCAAAUAAAAUGUAAAAGCAGAAGCA